UGAGGUUCUUAUCCGGUAGAGGGCGGAGUGAGAGAGAAGUGAAGAUCGGGGAAUCUGGAGCUGCAGAGGGCUGGAGCUGCGGAAAGGAGCGGAUAUAGGCUGCAGCGGAUGCCGGGUACCUGCAGCCUGAGUGCGUUCGGGAUGAAAGGCAGGAGUCGGGGGUCCACCGGUUGACUGAACAGGAAGACUUGUAGUAGCACGAGUCGUGGUUUGAGAGACUGGUCUGGUGUCCGGUGCGCGCCCACACACACACACACACACACUCACACACACACACACACACACACACACACACACACACACACACACACACACACACACACACACACACACGCAUCCACAUUCUCAGUAGUCUACGUCUUAAGAGCAGCAGGAGAUGCAUUACGUCAUAGCCUCCCGUUGCCCUAGAUGACCGCGCGCGCGCAGGACGGGAUGAUGCAGGGUUGCUGGACUAGAACAGGAAAGGAUUCCACUGCUGCUCGCGAGCGCCCGGUGGCUGUGUCUCUACUGGACGAGGAAGAAGGGGAGCCGCCGUCGCGCGGCCGCUGGCGCUGAUGGCUCCUCGCGCCCCAAGCGGGAAAGAGACACAGCAGUCGCCGCGGCGCGAGAGGGAAGGGGACAGCAGGUAUCUGGGAAGUGACGUGGUGUCCGCGCCCCACGAGAAAGCACAACGGUGCGGUUGUCGUGCAUUUCGCAGGAGGGCAGGAGCGGGAAGGGGAACAUGGCCGCGCAGUCGGACGGCGGCGGUGCCGGUGUCGGGUGCGGCGGCGGGUUCGCCCAGCUGUACGAUGUUGACGGCGAGGAGCCGAUGGACUCUGCCGCGAUCCACAUCUGUCAGUGCUGCCGCACCUCCGCUUGCUACUGGGGCUGCCGCUCAGCCUGCCUCGGCUCUCUGCUCGGCGGGGGCCAGCCUAUCGGAGGGGUCGGCAUCCGGGAGACUCACUGCCCGCCCCGGGAGCAGCUGUGGCUGGACUGCCUCUGGAUCAUCCUCGCCCUCCUCGUCUUCUUCUGGGACGUUGGCACGGAUCUGUGCCUGGCGAUGGACUACUAUCAGAGACAGGACUACCUCUGGUUCGGCCUCACUCUCUUCUUCGUGCUGGUGCCGUCUGUGCUGGUCCAGAUUCUGAGUUUCCGCUGGUUCGUGCAGGACUACACCGGCGGGGGGCUCGGCGAAGUGGAGGGGCUGACCAAGCGGGGCGCGGUGGCUCUGGGGUGCCUUUAUCCCGGCAGGGACCGCCUGCAGCUGGCCACCAUCUGGCUGUGGCAGGCCACCAUACACAUCCUCCAGCUGGGACAAGUGUGGAGGUACAUCAGGACGCUGUACCUGGGCAUCAUGUCGCGUCGGCAGAAGGAGCACCAGCGGCGCUGGUACUGGGCCAUGAUGUUCGAGUACGCAGACGUCAACAUGCUGCGGCUGCUGGAGACUUUCCUGGAGUCUGCACCUCAGCUGGUCCUGCAGCUCUGCAUCAUGAUCCAGGAGAACCGAGCCGAGACGCUGCAGUGCAUCUCCUCCCUGGGCUCCCUCUUGUCUCUCGCCUGGGUUCUGGCCUCCUACCACAAACUGCUGCGAGAUUCUCGUGACGACCAGCGCAGCAUGAGCUACCGCGGGGCGCUGCUGCACCUCUUCUGGCGCCUCUUCACCAUCUCGUCCCGCGUCCUCUCGCUUGCCCUCUUCGCCUCCCUCUUCCACAUCUACUUCGGCAUCUUUGUAGUUGUUCACUGGUGCGCCAUGGCCUUCUGGGUGGUGCACGGAGGCACCGACUUCUGUAUGUCCAAGUGGGAGGAGGUGCUCUUCAACAUGGUGGUUGGCAUCGUCUACAUCUUCUGCUGGUUUAACGUGAAGGAGGGCCGGACGCGGUACAGAAUGGUGACCUACUACAUCGUGGUGUUGGCCGAGAACACCAUCCUCACUGGGCUGUGGUACGCCUACAGGGACCCAGCGUUGACUGACUCCUACGCUGUCCCAGCGCUGUGCGGCGUCUACCUGACGUUCGCUGGCGGCGUCCUGGUCAUGCUGUUGUACUACGGCUUCCUGCACCCUGCCACCGCCCACCUCCAACCGAGCCCUGCCUCGUCCUGCUGCGCCCAGCUGCUCUGGGGUCUCCCCCUCCCCCCGUCAGCCCCGCCCACCGCCCCACCCACCCCUGCCCACAUGACCAAGUCACAGACGGAAGAGGAUGUGGCCGAGACGUGUCUUCCCGUCUUCCAGGUGAGGUCGGCGCCCAUCACCUCCAAGCCAGAGGGCCCCCUGAUAAAGAUCGACAUGCCCAGGAAGCGUUAUCCAGCAUGGGACGCCCACUACGUAGACAGGCGCCUGCGGAGGACUAUAAACAUCCUGCAGUACAUAACGCCAGCCGCUGUGGGCAUCCGCUACCGUGACGGACCCCUGCUGUAUGAACUGUUGCAGUAUGAGUCCUCACUCUGACACACACACACACACACACACACACACACACACACACACACACACACACACAACAUCACUACAGCUAAGCACAUACACACCAUAAAAAAGACAUGUAUGUAUACAUGGAUGUUCAGAUUUAGAAACACAUUCUCACACCACACAACGUCACACUUGAUGUAAGCACAUAUACACAAAAGCAAUCUGUCACACUUUUAAUGCGCGCACGCACACACACACACACACACACACACACACACACACACACACACACACACACACACACACACACACAUUCCUUGCGGGCACCUACAACCUGUGAGUCCCAUGGCCAUGACUCAACAAGCUGCUUCAGCGCGAGUCCAUCUCUUUCUCUCCUCUAUCUUUCCAACUCCUCUGAUCACUCGUCAUCUGUUCUCAUCGAUUUAAUAUCACACGUUUGCUCUCCGCAGUGAAGAAAAAACAAAAUAUUGAAAAAUGAGCGCAGUUUUACUUCGGAGUCUUUGACCACCGCAUGCCGUUUACGUUCGCGCACUCUUUCACGGGUUUCAGUAGAAUAAAAAGAAGUGACACAAAGAAAGAACAAACGUCACUUUUAAUAAGGAGUUCGUGAAUGUGUUGUCGUUAGUCUUGUCAAAAGGUAGUGUAUAUAUUUUCUAUGUACAGAAAGGAUGUUUUUUAUGUACCGUUACGUUGUUGCCGACUGGGGACAAAGCAGUUGGACACAUCGGUUUUGGGGGUUGGUUGACAAGGUUACCAGGGAGAGUAGCGGAGCAUGAUGGGAAAGAUGGAGACAGAGAGGGUAUGGUAUUUAAUGAGCACUCAAACAAUUUCACUUAAAGUUUGCGCUACAGGAAUAGUUUCACAUUUUGGGAAAUGACACAUAUUCCUUUUCUUGCCUGAGUUAGAUGAGAAGAUCUUUCUCUCUCGUGUCUAUACACUAAAUUUGGAGCUAGAGCCAGGAGUAGAUUAGCUUAGGUUAGAUGCUAGCCUGUCUACGUUCAAAGUUAAAGAAAGGAGAGAUGAAAUACUGGUAUCAAUCCUCUCAUCUAACUCUCAGCCAGAAAGCCAAUAAGCAUAUUUCCCAAAAUGUCAAAGUAUUUCUCUAAGCAUGCCAACAAUUAAGCAUACACUGUGUUCGGUGACAGCUGCGACAUUAACUCUAAAAGUGAGAACACGAGAAGUUGUAGCAGCUCAAAAUAAGACCCAAUACCUUCUGAAUGGCUGCCAAUGUGCAACUAAAAGAUUACUGUGCCAAAAUGACAAUGUGCAUUGGAAGAAUUAGUUUCCUGUCUGAAAUAUACUUCAAAACAAAACUAGCUACAUCGGUUAUGGGGAUUUGUAAACAUUACAAAUCUACAGGCCAUAUGCUCAAAACACAUUUCUUAUUGGUAAGAGGCCUGUCUAAUGUAGUCCCUUUCUCUCACUCAACACCUUGUAUGCUUAGGUGUUAGCAUGAAGCUAGAGCUGAAGAUCUACUGAGGACAGAUGGAUGAUUUUAAUGCUACAGUUCUUGUUGCUAAACAUGUACACUAGUCUAUGUGCCAAUCUCUUUCCAUCUCCAAAAUUGUAAAGUCAAACAGAAGAAUCAAAAACACAGUGGCACCAUCAUCUUAUAGAUAAACGCCCAUGUUAGUGGAAUAAGUGUUAACUGUCUGCUGUAUGGUUAUAUCAUAAAUAUCAGCGAAUACAAGAAGGAACUUAAAGCAGAGCAUGCUGUUCACACUGAUUUUCUAUAUGUGUAUGCCGUUUAGGGCUCCAACAGUUCAUCUCCAUCAUGUUCUGUUAUGCUGUGGGUUAGAUUUUCUUUAGCUAUUCCGUCGGUUUACCUUGCAAAAAUGAGAAAUCGUCUCAAAAUUUUCAACUAAAAGAGCGAAUGCAUUUUGCAAUUAUUUUUGUCUACGUCUACUACUACAUUUCCCUGUGUGUGAUUUCUAAAUCAUGUUGAUCCCUCACUAACAGGGUGCUGCCACUGAAGCUGAUAUAAAACAGUUUUGGACUUUAAUCGUCACAACCCUCUCAAUGACUGGUCUCCUCCUGUAACGAAUCCAAUACCAACUCCUCCAAAUCCACCCACGGCUGAGCUGUGAUGUAUGGCUCAUUAUUUUUUGGUUUGUUUAUCCCUUUAAUCCAAGCUGUUAGGUUGGCAGGCGACAACAAAUUAGGCGAGAUAUCAGUCAUCAGCCCGUCGACACGCCAUCAGCGGGCCACCUAACACCGUGUUGCGAGUGUUUGCAAGGUAGUGAAAGAGUUUUUGCCGUCCUACCUUUUCUCCAGCCCCACGUCAGUGGUACAGCAGGCGAAACCCAGCCAUUAGACAUUUCCGAUGGUGCGGUUACAAAAGAUGAACACAAACACACACAUGCUUCUUAUUAUAGCUGCUGUCCAAGAGGAUCGAGCAGGUGAACGAGAAAGAUAUUGCAUUUGUUAAAAAGGGGUACGUCAACAUUUUGGGGGGCAAUUUUGGCCUCUCAUUUUUCCUUGUGCAGGUGUGUGAAAUUGUAGGGGAAAAAAAUGAUUUUAUCAAAGGCCAUUGAAACUAAGGUUGAAAGCAAGCUUGUUUUCAAUGAGUACAAUUUGUCAUCAAAUGAGCAGAUCCAUCAGAGCUUGAAAGCAAAUGGCAAGAAACAACAAAGCAACUUUGAUGGUCUGGCAGGGAAUGAAUGGAACUGGGCCAGUAUAUAAACUGAGAGGCUGAUGAGGGAAGUGGGAACAGGUGUGUAGAUGGCUGGGGCAGUCAGGUGAUGGGGAUAGGAAGGGAAGUCUAAAGGGCAUCUGGUGAUGAAUGAAGAGGCCUGAGGAAUAGGGAAUGUGGUUGGAGAGGAGGGAGAGAGAGAUAUGUUGUUUUCUAUCAUUACCAAUAUGUUGAAUCCUUUUUUGGGGGAUUUUGAACUGUUAUAGACCAGUGGUUGUCUUUUUGGCUUCUGAUCCCCUAAAAGAGUACUCUCUACCACUUUAGCUUUGCACUCUUUUAACAUUGUUGGACUCACAAUAGACAAGAUAAAGAUAAAAUCUAAAUCGAUGCAGCAGAACCAGACAUAUUGUGUAUUUUAUUACACAUAUUCUUCUUCCUUAUAAAAAUCCUGGCGCCUACGUUACCCACAAUGCAACUCGACCACCAACUGUUUGGUCAGAGAAUUAAGUGUGUUGUGGCUAAUGGUGGCUAAUUGCCUCAUGGUGCUAGACUCCACACCCCCCAAACUAUUUUUAUUUUCAAACUUGUAGUCUUCAGCCCCAACUGACACUGACUUGUGGCAAUUUAUCAGUAGUACUCCCUAAGACCUUUAAAGAGACUUAGAUUGUAAAAUCAUUGAAUGUCCUCUCUUCCUGCUUUCCUUUUCUUGCGACCCCUAAGAUUUAUCUUGUAACCCUUAUUGGCGUCUCUACCCCCUGGUUGGGAACCACUGUAAUAGACUAAAUAAUUAAUCAAUUGAUCUAAAAAAUUAUCAGCUGAUUAAAUAAUCAUGAAAAUAAUAAUUAAAAAAAAGAAUUCAGCCAAAUGUGGCAGGUGAAAAAGGAGCCUACAACACCAAAAAUGUUGACGUAUCCCUUAAAGUUUGACCACCGUGAACAAAGAGUAAGCUUACAUUACUUUUCCGUGGUGCUAGCCGAUUAAAAACAAAAAAGAGAACAUCUGUUACUUUGCUGCAAGCUAGAUUCAGUAGGUGCAAACGCGCAACAGAAGCAGCAGCAUUGGUGUUCAUAUGGUGCAACGCGCUCAACCUACGGAGUCAAUUGGUUGCUAAUCCUUCUUCAUAUGGUGCAAAUAUGAAACACACAUGUACUUAUGGUGCAAUAAGGGCAGAUUGUCUCUUUAAAUUCUAUGGUGCAUCUUGAGUACUGCCUUCAGUUGCCGGCCAAGGCUGUGCCAAAGGCUCCGUCCAAAUGGGCAACUGCUCUUCCUGUCCUGCAGAAGCUAUGCAAGUCUCCAACGCAAGGAGAUGUGCUUAGUGUACAUGCUCACAACACAUAUACACACACACACACACACACACACACACACACACACACACACACACACACACACACACACACAUGGUUUUCCUCUACAGCAUGGAGAUAUGCUUAGUACACAGUAAAAAGUAGUCUAACAAUAUGGGUUGUGUCCCUACCUCACCGCUUAAACACACACACACACACACACACACACACACACACACACACACACACAGACACACACUAAUGUCCAAUAAUCCCUUACCCCUUUAUAAUUUGGGAACAAUAUUCAUAUGGUGCUAUUGAGUAAUGCUGGAUGGGUUUUGUAUUGUCGUGGUGACAGUGGUAUGAAGAAUUUAGCCAAAUAUGUUUAGAGUGUUUCACGCUCAGAUUGAUUGAAUCGUGUAAUUCUAUCAACCUGGGUUUCCUCAAGUAGAGAGUGAACAUAAAAACAGCAACACCUUCUGUCUCUGAGAGCGACACAUAAAAGCAACAAUGCCUUAUCCGCUCGACAGAACUGGAGGUGGACUAUUAUUUAUUUUUUUAGAUAUCCGAGUCAUGGUUAAAGACGAACUUUAGGACUUUAGGAUUUUUGUUGGUCCACUCUGAUGUGGAUGUGAACAUUCACUGUACAUUAAGCAUGGGUUAGAGCGUGUCAGAGCACAGAAAUCGAAGGAGAACAGCAUACUGUGUUAGCACGAAAAAAAAAAGAAUAUGUGACAUUUAGAGAAUACAGUCAAACAUUUUCUGUUCUAAUCGUGCUCGUGAAUUUCUUGCAUGAAUGUUUUAGAUUUGAUGGCACACGUGCUAAGGAAAAUAAGUGGUUACUGCAGAGGCUUAAAAUGUAGAGUCACCGCUUCGUAUGUGCUUCUGGGUUGUUAAAGGGAGAUUUAUGUUGAGCUCCAGCGCAGCUGUCCCACUAGCUUCUCCCUUGUGCUAACCUCUGACCUUUUGACCCAAACCAUGGCCCCUUUGCACCUAGCGCUCCAGCCAACCAGAGAUCAGGUUUAACACAAAUCAGGUCUGACACAACCAAAAAAAAUACAGUUCCUUCUUUGUACGGAAGUAUUCAUGUGUGGCAGUCAGACUCGGCUGUAGCCUCAUUAUCCAACUGCAGGUAUCAUACCUUCUUACCAUCUCCAUUUUGUUUUUUUUAAAUUCAGACUACCCUUCAUAUUUGGAUCCACACUCUACAGUUGAGUCUGCAUGCUACAAAUGUAAUUUCUUCCUUCACCCAAAAACCCAUAGCCUUAGCCAGGCCCACUCUGUAAGACAAAUCCAGUCAGUGUUAUUGUAUGGCUACACAUUCACAGCUAUGCAAGGUUACAGACAGAAAGGUUCUGGGCUUGGAUAACCUUUACAACAAAAAAAAAUACCACAUCACUGUUCUAAUGUGUUGCUUGUUCUUAUUUCAUUGCCUUUCUUUUCUGUUGAGUUGAAGAAAGCCGAAACCACAAAGUGUUAAUGUGCAACAAUGCAAACUUUUUUCAUUUGUUUACUUUUUGCAAUUGUUUAUAAUAAUUUGGUAAUCGUGCAUGUCAUUUCUAUGGACUUAAUUUACAUUUUCCUCUAUCAUGUUUGUCUGUUGGUGGGUUCAAAUUGGUCAGAAAGGGGGUGUGGGGGUGGAAUGCACCUUUUAGGAUGGAUGCAACCUCCCUACAAAGGAAUGUGGAUCUGAUUGUGAAAAGUAAAACCAGAAAGUUAUCUUUUUAUUGUUUGGAUAAACACAUAAAUGUUCCACUAUCAGGGUCUGCAAAGCAUAUGAGGCCUGUGGUUAGGCUGUGUGUGUGUGUGUGUGUGUGUGUGUGUGUGUGUGUGUGUGUGUGUGUGUGUGUGU
Molecule: messenger RNA, 8177 nt
Organism: Perca fluviatilis (European perch)
Lineage: Eukaryota; Metazoa; Chordata; Actinopteri; Perciformes; Percidae
Gene: xkr6a
Product: XK-related protein 6
Exons: 4
Coding region: 722-2425 (567 amino acids)
Biological process (GO): engulfment of apoptotic cell; apoptotic process involved in development; phosphatidylserine exposure on apoptotic cell surface
Cellular component (GO): plasma membrane
Source: RefSeq, a predicted model, not a curated record